AUGAUUCCCCAGCCCGGCGCGUUGCGGCGUGUGGUUGCCACAUGUGCGGGGUUGCCUUUCAUUCUAUUUCUCAACACGUCGUACUCGAUCGGGGCCAAUGCCCAGCUCAUCGACUGUUACCGUUGGGAUGGUACAGCCGUGGCAAACAACACAAGAUGUCCCGGCUCGAACGCAUGUUGCGGGACCGGCGCCGUUUGCCUCUCAAACCGGCUCUGUACGGCAGAUAGCAACCCCAACUCAAAGGCAAAACCUGUACGGGGACCUUGUGCCAUACAGGUAUGGGACGACAGCUGCCCUCAGAUUUGCAUGUAUAAUACAGGAAAACGAUUUCCAAGGGUUGGCACUUGCCCGGACGGCAGUCUUUGCUGCGAUGACGACCCAGACUGCUGCGAGAAGGGGUUGGGCAUUUUCUUGGAUGAGAGUGGCAAUCAGGUGUCAACCAAAGCCACGGCCUACAUCACGAGAUAUCCUCUGGUGGCCGGGGGAGUAUCAAGAUACACAUUGAUGCCAUCGCCCGAUGUUGCAUCGACAAGUACGAGCACUUUACUUGGUGCAGAAACAUCAUCCGAUCCCCCGGCAACCAUUACCCAGGCCGACGAUGUGUCAGAGACCACUCCCCCAACGCAACCCUCAGCAGCCCCCUCAAGCCCCAACGAUUCGUUAGGAUUUAAGCUCGGCCUCGGGCUUGGUAUCCCCGCGGCGAUGCUCGCCACAGCCGUGGUAGUGUACCUCUGGUUACGCCGACGGGGCUACCCCGCUGGCAGUGGUGCGGCUAGGGGCGCGGCGGAAGCGGCACCGUACCAACCGGCCAGUCCGGCCCCAGGCUUCGGUCCAGGAACCGAAUACGGCGGCGCCCUACGGAUGCCGCAACCAAUGUACCGCAUUGUUAACCCGUAUCCCGUGGAGAUUGGAGAGCAGGGCCCGAGCGAGCUGUUUGUUCCCAGCCCAGGGGCACACCAGCACUUCCCGGUGCCGAGUACGCCAAAGCUCCAGGAGCGGAGGUGGGAGUUUCAGUAG
This is a messenger RNA of Chaetomium fimeti, 1017 nucleotides long. RefSeq lists its product as uncharacterized. Bases 1 to 1017 code for a protein of 338 amino acids. NCBI's taxonomy places the organism in Eukaryota, Fungi, Ascomycota, Sordariomycetes, Sordariales, Chaetomiaceae. The transcript has 2 exons. The record is from RefSeq and is a predicted model, not a curated record.